Racocetra persica is the source of this 529-nucleotide messenger RNA. Lineage: Eukaryota; Fungi; Glomeromycota; Glomeromycetes; Diversisporales; Gigasporaceae. The record is from the annotation of a GenBank genome assembly.
AAACAAAAAACAUCCCUUUGAAGAUGAAUUUGUUGCAUCUGUUGAUACAGUUAAUAAUUGGUGGGAGUCUAUAGAUCUUAAAAAAAAUGAAGAUAUUAAAAGCCUUGCUAUAAAGCUACAUUCUAUCUCUCCCCACAAUGCUGCAUGUGAGCGCGUCUUUAGCGUACUAGGAUGGUAUUUCAGAAAAAGACGAACUAGGUUAAGCCUUGACCAUCUAGAGAUUAUGGCCCAAAUGCAUUCAUUUUUAGUUGAAAAUAUUAAGUCAGAACUUAAUUAUGUGAAUCCAAAUCUUUGUAAAGAGGAUUUCAUGUCGAUUUUUAACAAAAUCGCAAGCUCUAUGGAAGAUGGUUCUGAUCUGUUUAGUGAAGAAGAUUCGUUUCUUUUUCUAGAAGAACUUUCUAAACAAAUAGAAGAAGACGUGGUUGAGCUUUCUGAAUUGAAUGAUUUCGUAGCAGAGAAUUCGACAAAUUUAGUAGUUGAAAAUCUUAUAAAUUUAUCAUCAAAGUUAGAGACUAAUGAGUCAAGUGCA